AAGAUAUGCAUCAUGAUGAUGGAUUGUUCCAGGGACGAUGUGUUGCCGCGCCAGGACUUCAUGUCCUGCCGAAAUUGCUCAAAGAAGCUCGGAUGCGGAACAGAGGUGUCCCCCCCUCCUGUCCGAACCCCCGUUCCGGGAUCCGGCACCCGGCACAUGCGCAAGUGACCGCCUGGGGG
Molecule: messenger RNA, 179 nt
Organism: Cantharellus anzutake
Lineage: Eukaryota; Fungi; Basidiomycota; Agaricomycetes; Cantharellales; Hydnaceae
Exons: 1
Source: RefSeq, a predicted model, not a curated record